Molecule: messenger RNA, 4592 nt
Organism: Mizuhopecten yessoensis (Yesso scallop)
Lineage: Eukaryota; Metazoa; Mollusca; Bivalvia; Pectinida; Pectinidae
Exons: 22
Coding region: 219-3764 (1181 amino acids)
Biological process (GO): G protein-coupled receptor signaling pathway; cell surface receptor signaling pathway
Cellular component (GO): membrane
Molecular function (GO): G protein-coupled receptor activity
Source: RefSeq, a predicted model, not a curated record
UGUGUCACACACACACUCUCACACACACAAUCACAUUCAGAGACUUGUGUUCAUAUCUGGAUAGUGGAAGGUCCAUAGGCUCCCCCCCGUCUAUAGCAGGCCUCCUCUGUACGGAGGUAACGUCCAGAAAACAACAAUAUUGAUUAACUUGAACACAGCGAAGGUGACUGAAUUUUUACAGUUAACGACUUGCCUUGUUGCCAGAUCGCCAAGGGACAAUGAAGCUUACAGCUUUUACUGUGAUUGUAAUUGCUCUUAAUAUUGGUUUUAUUUCAUCGAAUUGUCCUGAUGACUCAUGGCUGUUGGUCACGAAAGUCUCGAGCUUGAAUCAAGAUUUCCCAGGUUCAAAUGUUUGUAUCAAAGAAUUCAGAACACCAAAAUCCUGGCAGGAAGCUUCGAACACGUGCAGACUAUUCCACGGAAAUCUUUUGCGAUUUGACAAAGAUUACAGCUACCGAAGUAGAUAUGUUUCUUUAGGAACUAAAGAAUUUUGGACUGGGAUGUAUGUGACCAAUGACAGAUUUCAGGCGCCUCUUCUUGACGGAGUUCCUCCCCAACGAGUCAACGACACAUAUAAUAACAGAAAUCCAAAAUCAUGGAAGUGGGCUGAUAGAGAACCGAAAAUGAAUCGCGGGUGUCAGUCGAUGACACCGGGGAACCUUACAGCUUACAUGAAGACCUGCAAUCAACGUCUUCCCUAUUACUGCGCAGCACCGAACAGAUUUCCGAUUGAUACCUCGUUGUGUCCAAACGGUAGUUUGUCCGCUGGAGUGUGUUAUAGAGCAUUCCACACCCCUAUGCCCUAUGACGAAGCCGUAAGUCACUGUCGCCAGGAAGGAGGAUCUCUUGCUACAUAUGACGGAAUGAACAAAUACAUAUUGUCAGGGACUGUGUUUAAGGACAAAUUCUUUCCGGAAUCAGUCGUAAGGAGUUACUACAUCAACGGGACCUCAGUGGAAGGAAACAAAGAUGGAUCCGGAGGAGGAGGAGGCGAAAUCCCAGUAAAUCUUUGCUUUACAUUGAAUGUGGGCGAUGUCUCCAUAGACCAACUGCCUUGUGACACAAACAUUGGUGUUAUCUGUCAACAACCCCUCACCGUCCCUCCUAUACAAGGUGAUGGUAUUCCUGUUUUCCAAGCACUUAAAAUCAGUGGUGAAUCUAAUCAAGGUGGUAUUUACAAAAUGCAAUGUCGUUUAGAAAGGAAUUUGAUGGACUUCGAGAACAUGGUGACUUAUUUUGAUGGUGUUCCUAAGGAUGCCUAUAUCGCGCAGGCAAAUGGAGUGAUGACAGAGAUAACACUAUAUGGUGAUGAUUACAAAAACAUAGGCGAUUACUGGUGUGAGAUACAGAACACCAGGACGUCUGCCGUAAUGGUCUCCAAUAAAGUCAGAUAUGAAUUUCCUCAAUCGUCUUCCUUAACGUAUCGAGGAUAUGCCAAUUUUACAGCCCUACAACAGAAUCUUACUAUCUCUCUACACAACCUGGGGUUUCAGCAGGACGCCAGAUAUUUGCAGUCAUCCUCAUUGAUCUUGGGAUUCUUCAGUCCUAAUCUUAAUAAUGCUGUUCAGGACUUGUUGUCCUACCAGGAGCCUCCUUUGAGUUUUAAUCGGGACAUAGUAUCCGGAUAUAGAGAAAUUGGAAAAAUAAGUGAAUAUGGAACAUCUGUUGGCUUUUCUGUUUAUUUAAAUAUGAGAAUACUUAACAGGAACGAACCGAAAUGGUAUACACCAGAAAAAGACCAAUUAGCUUUGAGCAUAUUGAGAGAAAGAAUAGAAUCUUUCUUAAACUUGGACAAUGUACCUUCACGAAGAAAGAGAAGGAAGCGACAGGCAAAUUUAUUCUUACCAAACGUUGUCCUCUUAAGCAUUGGGUCCUGCUCGGCGUUCAGUGUUUAUAACUUGGAUUUAGACAGAAGUGUUAGCUUUAGAGCCGUGGCAGCUGGUGACACAGCAUUCUCCAAAGAAAUAUGUAUCACAGACAAAAGGCCGUUAGCUAAUGUGACAUGCAUUAGAUCAUUUUAUAACGGGGCCUUUUACGGGGACAUUAGGAUAAAUCCGAAGUGUGUCUUUAAUGAUACGGCCAGUAGUGGUUCUACGACAACGUUGCAAAGAUUGGCAGAGACAAAUAUCACUGGUUCAAACACGACAGCGAUAUUAGAGGAGACGUACAAUCUAACACGUGUCGACGACCUGACGAGUCUGGACGUGAUCUACACGGCAUCAAUACUGACAAAUGUAGCCGAAUCCUCGGAUCAGUUCGACCAGAAGAGUGUCGAAUAUUCCGCAGAUAUCGUUAAUACAAUGAUAGGUUUAAAUGACGACAUAUUGAAGCAGGCACAGGAUACCGGAAGCGGCACGAGCAGACUUGUCGAAGCAUUCGAAAUCAUUUCUAACAACAUAGUUCUUGAUGCGACAAAUUCAGCAAGCAUUGUUCGCCCAUUUGUCGCCUCCAAGAUUACCCAAUUCUCGGGUGACACAAACUUAGUGGUUGGUCUUCAGUUAAGUGGUUCUCCCGAGGUCACGAUAACUAACAGCUCCCUUACAGUACUGGAGGAUGAGAGGAAGUUGAAUAUUUCCGUUACUGAUGCUGCGAUAUUAUUACCCAAAACGUUACUUCAAGAAUCAGAGGUUUUUGAUGUGUUGUCUGCUGGGGAUGGGGGAGGUUUCUUAUGUGUUCAAACGGAGGGACUCGUGUGUGGGUACUGGGAUUAUAGUAAGAAAGACAACUCUGGAGGCUGGUCAACCGAUGGAUGUAGCCUGCAAAGUUACGAUGGCGACCGAGCGAUAUGCGUGUGUGACCAUCUCACGAAUUUUGCUAUUCUCAUUGAUUUUGAAGCACAGGGGAAUUACGUUAAGGCCCACCAACUGGCACUAAGCGUCAUAACGAUCAUUGGACUGGUGCUCUCAAUCAUAGGGUUGAGCUUCACAAUAAUCUGUUUCCUCAUAUUCAAGCCACUGCGGAAAACCCGUGGACAGAAGGUAUUAUUUCAGCUGGCUGUUGCUAUGCUGUGUUCGUGGGUUGUCUUCCUGGCAGGAGUGGAGCAGACACAGGAUUACAAUGGGUGUAUCGCUGUAGCUGUCCUUCUUCAUUACUUCAUCCUCGUCACCUUUAUGUGGUUGCUCAUUGAGGGAUUAUUACAGUACCUCCGCUUCGUCAAAGUGCUUGGAACCUAUAUUCCUAGAUUUAUGCUGAAGUCGUCAAUCUUCGCCUGGGGGGUGCCCUUAAUUCCCGUGAUUGUUGUGUUAGCCAUUGACUAUCGUCUUUACGACGGCGGAAUUCACUACUGCUGGAUGUCACUUCAACCAUUUUACUACGCCUUUGCAUUACCCGUAGGCCUGGUCAUUUUGAUCAACAUCGUCGUCUUCAUCAUGGUGAUUGUGAACAUUGUGCGCAGACCUGCAGGUCUACAAUCUAAUCAGUCGGAGCGCAAACGGGCUUUGAUGAAUUUCUGGGCAGCACUUUCCAUAUUUGUCUUGUUGGGUAUCACUUGGAUCUUUGGAUACCUGGCCAUUGAAGAUGCACGUAUCCCCUUUCAGUACAUAUUUACCUUAUGUAAUGUCUUCCAGGGAUUUUUCAUUUUCAUCUUGUUUGUUACCCGCGAUCCACAGGUGAGAAAACAAUGGAAAGCGCUUUGCUGUAAACCCGCAGCCAAACAGGGAUAUUACGAAGUUGAUACGAAAUCGAAAGGCUCAGCUGAUUUUUUAGACGAGUCACAACAAACAACUCGUCUCACAACUCCCACUGAAAUUGUUGAUACAUGUUAGGGAUCCCCGUACCACUGUCAAAAACUGUAAGUUAACGUUAGGAAUGGUUUUGUUCUGGCUUGACUUUAGCUUUGAUAAAUCAUAUUUGGAAAAAAAAAAAAACUUUUGCGGGACUUUUAGGAACAAAUAAAAAAAAAAAAAACAAUACAAAAUAGUAUCAACAACAGUGUUCUGGGAGAAAAUAUUCGGCUGUACUAGACCUGGAAUGUGAACCCUGGACUUCAGAUUAUUAACUAUUGGUUAGGGUUAGGGUUAGGGUUCUUGGUGUACUAGGCCUGGAAUGUGAACCCUGAACUUCAGAUAAUUAACUUUUGGUCUUACGGAUUGGGUUAGGGUUAGGGUUCUGGGUGUGCUAGACCGGGAAUGUGAACCCUGGACUUCAGAUUAUUAACUAUUGGUCUUACGGAUUGAGCUCUCUGGCCACUUGAGUACCUUGACCUGAUUGUGCUACAUUUUGAUCCGAAGUGACAUUAAGGGGAGGUUACUCUAUGUACGAAAACCACAGUACAGCGGGGCAAGGACCAGGGUUAACUGAAAAAUGGCCAUCUGAGAAAAACAGCGUUUUAUUUGUUUAGUUUUAAAAAUCAAAAUGCAGUUAGUAUUGAAAUAUAACCUGAUACAUUUGUAUGAUGAUGUGUGUUCCAAAUGUUUAAAUGAGUAUUUGUAGUUAAAAUCUAUAUGCAUUUUGUCAAAUACCACUUUUCUGUUGAAUGUACACGGCUUUCAAUGUCAAAAUCAUGCGUUUUCAAGUCCUUCACUAAUUGUAAUUCUGCACAUUUAUGUCGCAAUAACACUUUUUGUUUGUGAAAUAAACAUUUAUACUUUUUC